UAGUUACCUUCGAUAAUAUUGUCGGUAUGCACAUACAUUUACAGUAAACACUAGUAACUAUUUGCUUUUCUUAUUAUAGAUAUGUCGGAACUGUACACUUUCCGUUGCAGAAGAGAGGCGAGCAAAUGAGGCACUGCAUGAAAUGUUAAAGCUAUUAACUCCCUAAUUUAGUUCACAUGAAAACCAUGUGCAACCAUGGCCUACGGCAAUUUAAAUUCCACUGGAAGCUCAUUCCCUCACAAAUGGUUAAUCCGAAGUAGCCAACCGUUAUACCCGUAAUACCCUGUAGCAAGUUACUUAGCAGGCGAUGUUUCACCUACAUAACAAAGCACACAGAUAACAUAAACACACCGAACAGAACAGGAAAACAAGGAGGAGCAGAAGGAAAAGGAAUGGGUAAGUGACUUAAGAAAGGUGCUAAGAAUAGGGAGAAAUGGAAGGAAAAGGCCGCUCCCCUCUUCACCUUCUGCCGACACUAACCCUCUCUGCCCUCCUUUUCUUUCGCCUUUCCCCCCUCUGUUACCCUCCAAUUCCCUUCCUCUUUGCUCCAGUUUUCGAUGCAGGUAGAGAUUACAAAUCGGUUUUGGACUCAAGGGGGGUUAGAAAGAGGUAUGCAUGAGGCGCGGGGAGCAGUGGUUGUUUAAAGGGAACAGAUAAGGGAAAGAAGAAGCGGACGCACAAAUCGCUGCGUUGGCCACUGGAAUAAAUGGAAUAACAAAACCAAACCAGAGACUGCAAAGUCGCCGCCCGUGGCGCCCCCAUCGACUGCGACGUCGGCAGCGACGUCUGUCUGUCUCCUUUUCUGUUUUGUGUCUGGCCGAUCAAGUGUGGUUCCACAGCUACGAUCAAAAAAAUAGAACCACCUUUAAAAUAAUAUCUUAUAUAUAAAAAUAUGUCGAUCUACAUAACUUUCAAAACAAAAAAAAGCUAAAAAACAGGAAAUACCAUUACAAAAUUUCGUCCUACAGAAGUUAACAAUCAAAUUUCUGGGGCUCUGACCACUGUUAUGGCUCUUCUAUGAUAACUUCGUUCCGCUGCUGUUCGUCUUCUUUUUCUGCCUCUCCCCAGUCAUUCCGUGUUGGUAAUUAUAUAAAUCAUUUAUUUAUGAACUAUUUACUUUCGAGUUAAGUCAGAUAAUGGUUAUUCUCAACGAUUUCUCUCCCUCGCCGCCUCCCAUUUCCAAUUUCCUUCACUUCGCUUGAAUGAAAUGCAAAUCGUUUUUUCAUUUUUCCCUGGGCAGAGUGGAUUUUCUAAUUACAAAUGAGCAUAUAACGCGGGUAAACUCCGAUUUCUGUUGUUGCAAUUGCAUCCGAAAGUGGAGCAAUGGGAUGGGGGUAGUACGGAGAAAGAGAAGGAGCAUGAUGACGAGAGGGGAAGGAAAGAACCGGGGACAAGCGACGAUCAUUAAGCCUCCAGUUGUUGUUAUAACUGUACUGUGAUGUAAGGUUCGUGCUAAGUUUCUACUAAUGCAUAUAUUCGACAGUGCAGACUCGGAAACGAAACGAUAACAAGUAUCGAUUUACCGUUUCUAACAAAGUUAAAUUCAAGUCGCUCAGUAAAAUAUUAUUUACAUAAACAGCUUUGGGUAAAAGUUCCCCACUUUGAAGGUAAUUGAAGAGAAAGACAGCAAGCUCGUUUACCAAGUGACCACUGUACUCGUUAGUCUGUAGAUAUCUGGGUUGCCUUUGUUACACUUUUCGCGAUUCAAAUGGCCGACGUGCGAAACCGUAGUAAGUAAAAACAAUUUAAUUACAUUUUGCACUUGUUUGUUGUUGCGGCUAAUAGCAUUUGCAUCGAGUAAGAAGCAGAGUGGCCAAAGAGGAUGCGCAACCAGGGGGUUAACAGGCGGCAGUGGGAGCGAGAGGGGUUAAUCGCACCGUCUGCGAUAUGUCACGUUUCGCGGAGGCAGGUGAGUGCAAUAAAGUGGAGUGUGUGACAAGUCAAAAGACAAUUCAACUAAUGAGCGAGCUUAGCUUAGUUGAAAAGCCGCACAAGCAGUCGCACGGGAGUCGAGGAAGCAGUGCGUAAGCAGUGCCACACUGGGACACAAAAUGCAGCUCAUAUUUUGUUUAAAGAAUGAUAAAUACCUUUUCUUGGUAGGUGCAAUCCUGAUAAAAAAAAAGUAAACAGCUAUUUAUAAAGAUGAAAUCAUGUAGUCGGCGAUUGCCUUGUCAAGUCCGGAAAUGAGAAAUAAUCUCAAAGGUCUAGUUCAAUUCAUAUUUAACUUAACUGCUUAAAAACGAGAAUCUCAGUGGAAGAACAUUUUUGGGAAGUGCAAGAUGGUGGAGCAACCAAGGAGGUGAGGCAAGCCGUGGGGAACCUGCAAUUAUGGGAAGCCUUCUGCCGACAUUGCGCAGUCCAGGCUUAAAAGUCAAAUAACAUAAAUUAUGGCCAAACGGACGGGGACGGAAGAUCAUAUGGGGCCAAGCCCCACGAAGAUAAACAGUGGAAUAAGUCUGCCCGUGGGCCCUUUGGGCUCUAUAAAUAGAGUUGCCAACUGCGGCAAUUGCAGCCACCGACAAUUGCAAGUCCCUUUUGCCUUUUGCUUCUUUUAUGGCAAUUUAUGAUUAAUAAAAGGAAUUAAUCGCACACAAUGCCAGCGAAUGGCCAUAAUUGGUGGCACCGACUCCUGCAAGGAUCCGCGGAUCACAGUCAAGGUCAUCGCAAGGCCAUAUAAGGGAGCACCCACCGUCUAUAGAAUUCAACUGAAUAUUGCAACUGUGAUCAAAGGCAGCAAAUUGCUUCGUUUCGAAUGUUUUCUACUAUCAAAUAAAACCACCAAAUGUCGGCACGACGUUGAAUGCAAACUUGAGGACAACAAAAGUACGGAAGCACAAACAGGAACGCCACGUAUACGCCGCGUUGUCUGGCAUUUUCCUGUUACCGGGGAAAUGGGGAAAAUGGGUAAAUGGGAAAUCAAAGAUUGCCGACCGCACGGAGUGCCGCCUUUCGCCAUUACGUUAUUUUCGCCAUUUCGCGCUCUUAUGUCAGGAGGAAAGCCGGUCACGCGCCAAUACAAGAGCUGCAACAUCCUCCAGCAUGCAGUUCCUUAAACGCAGCGAUUAGCAAAAGGACACGUACGAAGGAUGCGUGUGCGGAUGCCGGUGCGGAUGCCGAUGCGGAUGCCAGUGCGGAUGCCAGUGCGGAUGCCAGUGCGGAUGCGAAUGUGGCAACAAGUUCGGCUAACGAGGCUGGCCGACGAGAACACAAAUCCUCAACCAGAGUGGCCCAAAAACCUAAACCCAAACCCAAACCAAAACCAAAACCUAAACCGCUCGCUGUGGCCAGCAAUUUUCAAUGAAUGGCAUCGUCUAAUACAAUUGCACACACGGCGUAUGCGUAACGAGUUUGUUUUGCCGAUCGCACGACACACACACAACAGAAAAGGAAUUUCGCCCCCGAAAUUGCAGACGAUUUUCCAUUAAAUCAUCUUAUUGACACACAUACAAUCGGAAGACAAUGGGAAUGUGAGUAAUUGAAUUUAUACUGAAUGAAAAGCGAAGGACAUUGCAGGAAUUUCAUUCAAAAUUACUGACUGUUACACAGCCAUUUUUGCAUUAGGCGCAGCUUUAAACUAAAAUAUAUUAAUAAAGUCAAGCAAUUCAAGCCAACUAUUUUGCAUCUGUGUAAUCUUAAAAACUUGUUGUUUGCAGUUUACAAAUUCAAAUUCUUUUCUAUCCAAUUCCAAAGGGAACUCAUUAAAUUCAAGACCACAAGCUUAGAAACAAGUUCUUGAUAAUUUCCAUGUAGGAUUCUAUUAACUGGAGCAUAACAAAUUCUGUGGAACUUUUUCUAGCAUAUACGAAUAUUUACAUUUUUUGGCUGAAAUUUUAAAUAAGUCUGGGGAUCCCCAUUUGAAGACCAAAUAUAAAAACGUUUUCCAAAAACCACAAUACACACACACUCAUACGACACAUAAACUCUCACAUCACGAAAUUAAUCAACAAAUUUUCCAAGGAAAUUUUUCAAUGAAUUUGAAUAAGUCAUUUCAUAUUUACCGCUUCGCAUUCAGUUUUUUCUUUUCUCAAUGGAACGCACUUUUCAGUCGUUCGAGUCAAGUGAAAAUUUCGUGCACAUUUUUGCGUGCCUUUUUACACGUUAACAGUUGGGAUUCAAAAAUCACAAAGACUGCAAAGAUAUUGUAUCUUAAGACUGGCUAGUUUUUAUCUCUCUUCACUUUUGAGUAAGUUGCAAGUUUGUAACCUAGUUUGUUUUGUAGGUGUUAGUUAAGUACUUAUGAAUAUCUUUGAAUAUUUUCGAAUAUUUGUACAAGUUAAUAUAGCUGUAGCACAACACUUAGAAGCACAUUCAAAAAAAUAGUUACUUGAUAUUUAGAUAUAGUAAGUUUUUCAGUAUGCUUAUGUUUUUAUUUAUUUUUUUUUUUUGUAUGGGUAUGGUGUGUUUUGUUUGUUUUGGGCGAUGUCGGUGUUUUUUUUUUUAUUUUGUUUUUUGGAGAACUUGAGAGUUCCAGAGAGUUUGGUAUAUGCUUUGCUUUGAAAUGUUUGGCCUGCUUGGGCUGUUCUGCUAUUUAAAUGAAUUCUUCCUAUUUCUUCCUAGCACAACGCGCCUCGUCGACCGUUCAAAUGAAACUGAUGCGAAGGCGACGCAUUGCCAGGAAUAUAAAGCGACCGGGAGCGAGAGGGCGCCAUUGAGCCCAUGUGCGGGAGCGAGCGAGAGGCCAGCACUCGGCCGGGCACUUCGGCUGUGGUCGGCAAAAGCCGAACUACUAUAAACACCUGUAAGCAGCCCUCGAUGCCGGCGCAAGAGAGAGAGGGAGAGAGAGAGAGAGAGAGCGAGCGAGCGAGUGAGUGGCCGUAUCGUUCUCACUCCUUUGCCCUUCGCCACCCACCGCCCACACACUGCUGCUCGCCCCAUCUUUGUCGCACGCCCUCUCGCUGUCGCUUGCGCUCUCCCUCUCUCUCUUUCGCGCUCGCAUUCGGAAGCGGAAGGAAACUCAACAGUUGGCACAUUACUGAGUGGAGAGAGGAGCGGAGAAAGUCGAGCGGAGAGAUUCGGAGAACUGCGGAGAAAGCGCGGGCGGCAGCGCUACUCAUUGUUGUCGUUGUUUGUUGCCAUCAAAUUUAUGGCAAUCAUUUGUGCGGUGUUUUAAGUUGGUCCAACACAAGUGCCCAAAACUAUCGAUAAUUAUCGACGGACGGUAAGCAAGGGGGGGUGUGGGGGUGCUAGGAGGAAGUGGGGGAUUAGAAUAAUCCAAACGAUUAUGGUAAUGACAUUGUUAGCUAUUAGCAAUCAGAUUGUUUGCCAUGUCUAUCAAUUUAAUUAAAGCAUUUUAUGGCAUUCUGAUAACUCAUUCACUCAUUUACUAGCUUGUAAUCGGUAUAAUCGGCAAUAUUGUUAUCGAUCGAGAUAAGCGGGCCUACGAUUAAUUUGACUUAUUUGAAUAUCACUCCAUUAAGUAGUAAUUGACAACUGAACGAAAGCGGCUUAUAAUUUCUUCGAAAAAAUGACAUCGAAGAAAUCUUCAAGGAAGUCAUCGGUCUCGUGUUCCUUGUCGACCUCGUCGAGUAACUUCUUCAAUCUUCGCAAGAGAUCCUUGUCCUUUUCGAGGGCAUCCAGCACCUUUUCAGCAUCGCUUUU
Drosophila yakuba is the source of this 5598-nucleotide messenger RNA. RefSeq lists its product as uncharacterized. Lineage: Eukaryota; Metazoa; Arthropoda; Insecta; Diptera; Drosophilidae. The record is from RefSeq and is a predicted model, not a curated record. The transcript is spliced from 3 exons. Bases 2604 to 3053 code for a protein of 149 amino acids.